GGAGAUCACGUGACCCAGUCGGUUCUCCGAGGUCCUUCCCGUACAGUCUCCCUCAAUAGCCGCUUCAGGACGGUGAAUAGCCGCGGUGCUAACAUGCUUCGAGCCGUAUUCCGACUGUCUGCCUCGGGGGCCCGAAGUCUGGCCCGGCCCCGACCCUCUUACUCAGCUCCACUGGCCUCCAGGUGUUACUCUCACGGCAAGGUGGAGACAGAUGAGGAGUUCGAUUCCCGCUGGGUCACUUACUUCAACAAGCCUGACAUCGAUGCCUGGGAGCUGAGGAAAGGCAUGAACACCCUGAUCGGCUACGACCUGGUACCUGAAGCCAAGAUCCUGGAUUCAGCUCUGAGAGCUUGCCGGCGACUGAACGACUUGGCGAGCGCCAUCCGCAUUCUGGAGGCUGUCAAGGACAAGGCAGGCCCCCACAAAGACAUCUACCCCUACCUGAUACAGGAGCUGAAGCCCACCCUCACAGAACUUGGCAUUUCAACACCAGAAGAGUUGGGAAUUGACAGGUUGUAGACUGUCAAGGUCCCUACUUGUACAAAGAGACGAGUUCUCCCGAUCCCCACGGCCGGAAAAAUGUCUAUAUUGUUAAUUAAAUCCAUGCUGUCCUGUUGUGUUCAAAAUGGUGGACCUAAUAAAGAAAGCAGUAAAUGAA
Salarias fasciatus (jewelled blenny) is the source of this 658-nucleotide messenger RNA. RefSeq names its product cytochrome c oxidase subunit 5A, mitochondrial-like. NCBI's taxonomy places the organism in Eukaryota, Metazoa, Chordata, Actinopteri, Blenniiformes, Blenniidae. Bases 94 to 519 code for a protein of 141 amino acids. The transcript has 5 exons. Gene Ontology annotation, cellular component: mitochondrial inner membrane; respiratory chain complex IV. Gene Ontology annotation, biological process: mitochondrial electron transport, cytochrome c to oxygen. The record is from RefSeq and is a predicted model, not a curated record.